Molecule: messenger RNA, 723 nt
Organism: Nerophis lumbriciformis (worm pipefish)
Lineage: Eukaryota; Metazoa; Chordata; Actinopteri; Syngnathiformes; Syngnathidae
Source: RefSeq, a predicted model, not a curated record
UCCCGGUGGGGGGAUGUGCGACAAGCUGCCGUGAUGUCCCAAGUAAAAGUCACAGUGGAUGCAUUAAGGAGCCACCAGGACUGUGCUGACAGGUACUCCAAUAUGGCCACUGUCAGCUCCACGGCCGAUAUUGGAAAUUCAUUGAGCAAGGGGUCACCAUGCGAGACCUCCGCCGGUGCGGGUGUUAGCCGCCGGAGCCGAGCCCUACAGUCUCCAGCGAGGAGACGCCUGCGCACUACCUUCAGCCACAAGCAGCUGGAACAGCUGGAGAUGGCCUUUGGACAGAACCAGUAUCCUGAUAUCUACUUCAGAGAGGAGUUGGCACGGAUCACAAAACUCAACGAGGCUCGAAUUCAGGUGUGGUUUCAGAACAGAAGAGCCAAACAGCGCAAACACGAGCGGCUCUCCCAAAAAUCGAACCCAUCGGGGCUGAUGUCAGGCCGCAGGGCACUACUGGGGACAAUGCACGUCACGACUCCUGUGGCUCGGCAGUACUACGCCCAGCCCCUGGCCCACAUUCCCCACGUAGCUACAGUGCUCCCUGCCAGGGUGUACCCCCACCACCCCCAAGGUCCGGUUAGCCCGUGCCCAUCCAUCCCACCACUGGCGACCUCUCAGCACCAGCAUGAAGAAUGGUACAACCAUAUGAGAAGCAACCUGACCUCAACAAUGUUGUCUUUGUCAUCCAUGCAGAACCUUGAACCUUCCUCUCACUGGAGUUAA